Penicillium odoratum is the source of this 1149-nucleotide messenger RNA. RefSeq names its product Glycosyl transferase family 25. Bases 1 to 1149 code for a protein of 382 amino acids. The record is from RefSeq and is a predicted model, not a curated record. NCBI's taxonomy places the organism in Eukaryota, Fungi, Ascomycota, Eurotiomycetes, Eurotiales, Aspergillaceae. The transcript is spliced from 4 exons.
AUGAUCCCCAAAGUCACUCAAGUCGUUCAGAUAUUACUUGCAGGGUCGGCCGCAUACUUUCUCCUCCACGUACUGCUCACCCGCUCCGCGCACGCUCCGUGGACUACACAGGUACCCGAGUUUGCUCGAAGUGCUUUUGCGUCGGGCACCUAUGACCACAUUCAUAAUGAAACUCUCGGGUUUGAAAAGGUAUACGCUAUCGGCUUGCCAGAGCGUACCGACAAACGCGAUUUCCUCAGCGUGGCAGCCUCUUUAUCAGGCUUCAAGGUAGAAUGGUUAAAUGGAGUACGCCCAGAUAGCCUAAUCCAGAAGGCAAUGCCUAAAGGCAUCAAUCUUGAGGAGGGAACAAAGACGAUUUACGCGGCCUGGCGUGCCCACAUGAACGUAUUGACCAAGAUAGUGGAAGACUCCAUCUCAACUGCACUGAUCUUGGAAGAUGACGCAGACUGGGACGUCAAUCUCAAAAGCCAACUCACCGUAUUCGCGGACGGUCUCCACACAAUCAAAGACAACAAACAUAUUUCCCGUGACGCUCCGUACGGAACAGACUGGGACGUUCUAUGGGUAGGAACCUGUAUCAGUGGACCAAGCUCGAACGAAACCCACUUCUACGCAAUCCCACACGACCCCACAGUCGCCAGUGUAAAGCAAAGAGGUGGCGCGGUCAAAAUGCCAGAAAGUUGGACCCAACGUUACCCCCAAGACUCAACACGAUACGUUUACCACGCCGAAAAUGGAUGUUGUUUGUAUGGAUAUGCUGUGUCGAACCGCGGGGCGAGAAGAAUCCUGGCUGCGCUCUCUAUUGAUCACCUGGGAGAACCGGUGGACAACUCUUUGAGUCAUAUGUGUGGAGGUUUAGGUGAUCGUCCGAGAAUUGAUUGCUACGCCCCGUCUCCUGGCAUUAUUGGUACCUUUAGGCGGGCUGGGUCUGCUGCUCAAGACUCGGAUAUUGAGACUUAUGACAAGGAUUCGUAUCAUGAGGCGAGGUCGUAUAAUAUGGUUUACAGUGCGAAGCUGAAUAUCCAUCGCCUUGUCGCUGGGGGAAGAACUGUUUACAAUCAGUGGCAGGAUGAACCUGAACAGUGGCAAAUGAAGGAGUUGGAAUUGGGGAAGUUCCAGUAUUCUGGCGGGUUUCUUGUUGAUUUGUGA